Molecule: messenger RNA, 753 nt
Organism: Macrosteles quadrilineatus (aster leafhopper)
Lineage: Eukaryota; Metazoa; Arthropoda; Insecta; Hemiptera; Cicadellidae
Product: peptidoglycan-recognition protein 1-like
Exons: 4
Coding region: 128-661 (177 amino acids)
Biological process (GO): peptidoglycan catabolic process
Molecular function (GO): N-acetylmuramoyl-L-alanine amidase activity; zinc ion binding
Source: RefSeq, a predicted model, not a curated record
UUUACUUUAUAACACACAUACUUUGUGGGAAAUGGGGGAGGUUACUAAAACAUUUUAUGAAAUGCCAUAGUUAAAGCAGUGAUAUUUUGAUUGUUUACCUCCUGGAUAGUUUGCAAAGUGACAUAAAAUGGGAGUGAAAACAAAAAUAAGAAAGCCCUGGGGAUUUAAGAAGAAGCCGAAGAGGACGCCGAUCAUCACCCGGGACCAGUGGGGGGCGACUGAACCCCUCUGGCGAGAUACACUACAGGUGCCUGUGUUCAACGUGCUGAUUAAAUACUACACAGACUCGCCUCCAUGUGACAACGAGGAGGAGUGCAGCGACAACCUCAGGAUACUGCAGAGAAAGUGUCAAGACGAGCUGAGGCUGCCGGACAUCCCUUACAAUUUCGUGAUUGGUGGCGAUGAAAGAGUAUACGAAGGACGUGGGUGGUUCACGGCUCCUAGUAAGAUGUUUGGUGAGGUCGCCCAUUGGGAAGAUACGAGUCUUGACAUAGCUUACCUAGGCCACAGAAUGCCAGGUAAGCACAUGACCCCAGCCUUGGGUGAGUUGCUGGAGUACGGAAUCGACAAGAAGGUAAUCGUGGGAUUGUUCAAGUUCGAAGUUCUCUCAGGAUGGGACGAGCCUCCGCCUCAAAUCAAAUUUCUUGAAACACAAUUUUAAAAGUUGACUUUUAGGUUGGAUGGGCAUUAGGACCCAGUUACAUGACGUCACCCUUAUUUCAUAUUUUCUUACAACAAGCCCAUUCAUUUUUA